AUGAUUCCGGCUACCUUUGUCGCCCUAAGACGAAUCUACAGUGUUUCGUGGCCGAUUCCUUACCUAAUCGACAGGCUUUCUACUCUGACAAAUGGAUUUUGGAUCAAGGCCGACCUUUCCCCGCCUGGGGUGAGAAAUCCCAAUGCCUGGGCGCAAGAUAUCAGAGAUGAAGAUCCUGGAGCUCGACUAGCAUUCCGAAUUUCAAUAAGAGAAUCUGAUGGUCAUGACACAUUCAUCCAAUAUGCGAGCCAUAAAAGCUGGCAGUCAUGUUGCAAGGCAAAUACACUUGUGGAUGAGCUGAAUGGUGACCAGCUUUCUGAGAUCUAUACUCGUCCUCGGCGCUUCAUUGACAUUGACCACCGAAAUACCAGGAUACUUGCAGCUUAUCCGGCUUUGAAAAAUUUUGUUGGGGGGGCAUAUACUGAUGACAAUGGAGUGGUGAUAUCUCGUAAGCGAAAAGGUACAUAA
Aspergillus niger is the source of this 468-nucleotide messenger RNA. RefSeq lists its product as hypothetical. NCBI's taxonomy places the organism in Eukaryota, Fungi, Ascomycota, Eurotiomycetes, Eurotiales, Aspergillaceae. Bases 1 to 468 code for a protein of 155 amino acids. The transcript has 3 exons. The record is from RefSeq and is a predicted model, not a curated record.